This is a messenger RNA of Aspergillus terreus NIH2624, 3243 nucleotides long. RefSeq lists its product as uncharacterized. Gene Ontology annotation, biological process: regulation of cytokinesis; regulation of protein localization to mitotic spindle pole body; protein phosphorylation. Lineage: Eukaryota; Fungi; Ascomycota; Eurotiomycetes; Eurotiales; Aspergillaceae. Gene Ontology annotation, cellular component: centrosome; nucleus; spindle pole. Gene Ontology annotation, molecular function: protein kinase activity; protein binding; ATP binding. The transcript is spliced from 4 exons. Bases 1 to 3243 code for a protein of 1080 amino acids. The record is from RefSeq and is a predicted model, not a curated record.
AUGGAGGCACUAUCACCGCGCUCGACAAAUCAGAUGAUCAAACCCAAAGUGCCGAUGGAGAGGAAAGUGUUGGAUAAGAAUGCGGCCGCGGCACAAGCAGCUCAGAAGACUUCCUCCUCGAAGAACCACGCGCCCCCACCGCCGUCAAUUGUCGCCGAACCCGAGGUAGAUGGAGAGCGGUACACGACCGGCGCAUUUCUUGGAAAGGGCGGGUUUGCGAUUUGCUAUGAAGGCACGUUGGCGCGAAAUGGGCGCGUGUUUGCGAUGAAAGUGGUGAAGUCCGAGAUGGGACAGAAGAAGAUGCAGGAAAAGUUUCGCACGGAACUGCAAAUCCACUCCAAGAUGCGACAUCCGCAUAUUGUCGGGUUCCACCGCGCUUUCACCUUCGACAAGUGCAUAUAUGUGAUCCUGGAGCUAUGCCCCAAUGGGUCAGUCAUGGACAUGAAUAUGGAUAUUAAAGUGGGGGAUUUCGGUCUGGCGGCCAUGAUAAUUUCUGAGAGGGAUGAGAAGCGAAGAAAGACUCUUUGCGGAACACCGAACUAUAUCGCACCGGAAGUCCUCGACAGAAGCAAAGGGGGUCAUACGCAGAAGGUCGACAUCUGGUCAUUGGGAGUGAUAUUAUUUGCCAUGCUCACUGGAUACCCGCCAUUUCAGUCAAAAACGCAAGAAGAGAUCUACAAGAAAGUUCGGAACCUGACAUACGUCUGGCCCAAGGGAACGGAAUGCGCCAAUCAUAUCCCAGAUGAAGCCAAAUCCCUCGUCAGCUCGUGUCUAAAUCUCGCCGAAAACGAGCGACCAGAACCGGACGAUAUCGUCGAACACCCAUUCUUCAAUAUGUACGACGGCUGCAUUCCGAAGAGACUGGACCCCGCAUGCUGCACUACCAGACCUGUUUGGCUACGUCCUGACGAGCCUCGUGGGGAUCGAAUGCUACUUGGUCAUAGUCUAGAGUAUGACGACAAACUCUCUGGAUAUAUCGAACACGUCGACGACCCAGCUCAGAGGUAUCCGAUAUGCAGAGCAGCCUUCUACACACUGUGUGGGGUGGGCCGGAAACCAGACGGUUCUGCUCGCAAAGCUGCUGGCAAGAACUGUUCCAAAUCCGCAUUUGCAGAAUGUCUUUCAGAGGAAGAGAAAGGGUUGCAGCCGGUGAUCCCUCUUCCCGAAGAUAUUGUUUACAGGUAUCCGCAUGAUCUGGAGACAGAUUGGAGUGUCCCCGAAUCAUGCUUGCCGAGCCGUAGAGACGCCAGGUCUCUUGAAAGCAGCAUGAUGUCCACCAAGGCCAACAUCUCUGCACGGAGUAAUGCUGUAUCCGCCUCGCGGACACAGUCUGCCCUUGCGGCAGCCCAACAACGUCGAAUGGAAUCGCAGAGCCAUGCGGCCACUCUUCGACAACAGGCGACGACAGGUAGGGGCUCCGUCCGCAAGGUGUCAGCCCUUUGUGAUCCAGCUCCAAUGGUGCGACCAAUCCCAGACCCGAGAGCAUCGCAAUCCGGCGCCGAACCGGCUCCAGUUGUACCGACUGGAGGGUUAGCAGAGCGGCCCAUUCGAACGCGCCGGGGGGUAACUGCAUCAUACCCCGGCUCAUUGCGGGACUUGGACCGGAGUGUCUCUGGGAAUACCUCCAAACCCGGCAAUGAGCCUGGCAUGCUCACGGUAGGCAAGACUCGAUCGCAGUCCCGACGUCUGGAGGCGGCUACGCAAGAUGUCCCUAAGCUACCUCUCGCGAAGGAGCGGCCUGUGUCUACAGCAGUAGAAAAUUUGCCACCCCGACGGAGUGCUUCUUUACGCUCGGCCCCGAAGGACGCUGGAAUGGAUCCAGUCAAGCAGAAGCCAGAGCCCAGAGAGAGACCCAAAAGCUCCGUUAUCGACGCGGUACCGCCUUCUAAACCUGAGAACCCGUUACCCCAGAUAAGCCGUUCCGGUAGUAAGGCAUCGGUGUCAUCUGGUAGCAAACCACGAUCUUCAUUAGGACUGUUUCCCUUGUUCCACUCCAAUGACCCCUGUGAAAUCUUACCCAGGACUUCCAUGGACGAUGUCAACGCAGAUCUACGCCACAUGCUUUCCAACUUGGUACCGCAUUCUUCCGUCCGACGACGGACGGCAUUGAGACGGACGCCUCACCCGUACGUGAUCAAAUGGGUUGAUUACACGAAUCGAUACGGCAUUGGAUAUGUUCUGGAUGACGGUAGUGUUGGUUGUGUUUUCAAAGCCGAAAACGGGCAACCUGCUAGUGGCGUUGUCUUGCGCGAUGGUGAGAAGCAUAUUCGACGAAAAGCCCGGAGCCAAGAUAAACAGCAGCCGGUGCCUUUCCCUUAUUCUGAAGCCGACCAACUUGUACCGCGGCACGGUCAAAUGGUGGAGUUCUAUGAGAACUGUUCUGACAAUCUGGCCGAAAGUCGGGGUGGAAUCCGUCGCGCAUUGAUUCCUCCGUCGCUCUUCGAAGUCAAUGGCUCGUCAGGAACAGGAUUGAAAGUGCGGAGUAACUCCGGUCUUGAAUCUGCCCGAGCUGAUGCCGAAAAGAUCAAACGGGUGAAGUUAGUCGACCAAUUCGGGAAGUAUAUGAUCGGCUCUCUGGGAAGACAUGGCGACGAAGCGCUGCUUGAUGAUGAUCCUGGAACCCAAAGCCAUGGCCAAUUCGUUAAAUUCUACCAGAGGCUGGGUAAUGUUGGCGUGUGGGGUUUCGGAGACGGCGCCUUCCAGUUCAACUUCCCAGACCACACAAAGCUUGUUAUUUCGCCUGGCCGAACACGGAGCUCGUCACCUUGGAUAGAUUUCUAUCAUCUGUCUCCCUCUGCUGCUCGGUAUCUGGCUGCAAGAGGAAAGAUGCACCCCUCCGGAUUCGACACACGCGCCGUGGCCUCUGACGAGGCUGGAACAUUCCUAGGCAUUGCCUACAGCACAGGUGGCGGUGCUGUGGAUGAAAGAUUGCAGGAUAUUCUUGAUGCGAACUCGUUUUUGCCAAAGAUCGGGUUCAUCAAGGAGGUUCUCAGGGGAUGGAUCAAGCAAGGCCGCCUAGGCGGGACGGAAGGGAGCUCUGGUGGCUUCGAGGAGAUGUUCUGGGAAGGCACCCAAGAGCGCGCGCAUUCUGGAGGAGGCAAAUUCGUGUGGGUGACGGUUGGUGCCCCUGGGGGAGACGGGGAGUACCGGUCUAUCUCAUUGAAGGAGAAGAAGGAGACCGAUUAUGGCCACGAGGUGGAUGCGUUGAGGGAGCGUCUGCGGAUGCUUGGAGCUGCAGCGUAG